AUCUACUCCAGUAACACACGAGCCCCUGCACAUUUAACCAGUUGACAAGUGUGUUGAGUUAGAUUGAGAACUUGUAAAGUCUGGAGUUUACAGGUGUUGAACACUCAUGAAUUUGAGUGAAUCUGAUUUGUUGCGAUCACUUUGAACCUCGGUGAACUGUCACACUUGCUCAGACAACUCUUUGACAUGCGAAGGGAAAAUUACUGGGGUUUGAAAUGUGCCUCUACCCCUAAAUGAUUUCAGUUAAGUGGUCCAGGUGAUGUCACUGACAGGAAGUAGCUCAUGGAAACUAAGAAAGCAGAAGUGUUGAGGUUGAUGUCUGUUUGUUUUCUUUAUUUGUUGUUAAGUUUAUACAGGUUAUAAACAAAAACGUGUUGUGUCAUACUGUUACUGGACACUUCUGGUUUAAAAUAUUGUUUAAUAAUAGGUUUUUACACUUGUAUAAUUCUGUUUGUAUGGCCUACUUUUUAACAUUUCAUAACUCUAGAAAACUUUUCCAGAUCUUCCUGCUCGUGGCCUAACAGCCCAGCACACAGUAAUCCAUUCAGUAGGCCCCACAAUGGGAUAAUAAGGAAGGCAUGAUCUCGUCUGCCGGGCACAAUAUUCAUACUUAGAAGGGCACUGCAGUUUGUUUCAGUCGCUCUUGUUGUCUAAUUUUCUCCAAAUCUGAUAAAGCCAGUGUUUUCUACUUGGUCAUGGGACAGCUUGCUUGUGCUCACAAGCCCUGCUCAGGUUGUUUUGAGGCAAAGUUUAUUUCUCGAUGUGGACUCACAAGGUGCUGUUUUUGUGGCUUACUUAAUAAUUCAAUUUUUUAAUAAUUCAAUUUUGGGGUAUUCUGGGUGUCUGUCUCGUCAGAGUUUAAGUACUAUCACACAUCAGCUGUGGAUAAGUGCUGACAUGCAAAAUGGGGGACUUUGAGAAGAUAUGGCGUGAACACUGUGAGGAUGAGCAGACUCUCAGUGAAUAUGCCUUUGCCAUGAAGAGUCUUGCUGACAACCACUGGGCCAAGAAGUGUGAAGGAGAGGGCCGCAUUGAGUGGUGUCGCAGUGUUUGUCAGGAGUACUUCAUGGAUGGGGGGAUGAGGAAGGUGUUGGAGAAGGAUGAGAAGGCUGCGAGGCAUGCUGCAGCUUCAAAUGGAGCACCUUUAAAUGCUCAACCAGACUCCUCUCUGCCUAGUUUUAGCUCAAGUUUCCAGUUUGGGAAGAUGCGUUUGCUGGAUGUAGGUAGUUGUUUCAAUCCCUUCUUGAAGUUUGAUGACUUCCUCACAGUAGGAAUUGACAUAGUGCCUGCGGUGGAGAGUGUGUACAAGUGUGACUUCCUCAACCUGCAGCUGCAGCAGCCUCUGCAGCUGGCCACUGAUGCACUUGAAGCUUUCUUACGGCAGCUCCGUGCUCCUAUUGACGCGUUGCCAGCACAGCUAUUUCACGUGGUGGUUUUCUCACUGCUCCUGUCGUACUUCCCCUCACCAUACCAGCGCUGGCUGUGCUGCAAGAAGGCCCAUGAACUGCUCACACUGCAUGGUCUCCUCCUGAUCAUCACGCCAGACUCCUCCCACCAGGGCCGCCAUGCGCUCAUGAUGCGCAGCUGGCGUGUGGCUGUAGAGUCACUGGGCUUUAAACGCUACAAGUACGUCAAGUUCUCGCACAUGCACCUCAUCGCCUUUCGCAAAGUUUCCAUCACCACCACAAGCGACCUUGUGAGCCACAACUACCCAGAGAUGCUCUACAUACCGCAGGACUUCAACAUGCUGGAGGACGAGGAGGGCUUCACAGACUGCCGUGAACCGACGCGCUCUGAUUUUGAGGAUGACCAGUUAAUGCGUGGCUUUGCAGAGCUGCCAGAUGCUCCUUAUGACUCCGACUCUGGCGAGAGCCAAAGCAGCUCAGCACCUUUUCAUGAGCUGGAGGACCCCAUUCUGUUACACAGCUGAACCCCACUUCCAAAUGCCUAGCUUUGCUGCCCUACAGCUGCACUGGCAGAUUAACGCUGGGCUGUUUUCCCUGCUUUUUUAUGAUGCAGUUUGCACAAAGUUUGAAGAUGAUGUUUACACAGAUGUCCCCCCCCUAAAUGGCACAUCUGGUAGGGGAAAAGAUGUCCUGGGGUGAGUCCUACUGUUAGGAUUCAGGUUCAAAUCAUGUGCCAUCUGGGGGUUUAUGAGAAUGCAACUGGCAGGAUCACUCUCUCCCCCUGUUGUUGGUGAUUUUGAGGUAGCAUUCUUCAUUUAUGCGCAAAGCCUUCUCAGAUUGUCGGUGAUAAUGUGUUUUACUACAUUUUGAAUUGAUUAUGACUAAAUUGGGGAGAAAAACGUUUACACUUGGGUGGUUCGGAAUCUGAAUUCUGAAAAUUUAUUAGGUGAAAGACACUGUGUUUUACACAUUUAAACAUAUCCACACGCUGAAAAGAAACUGAUAAUAGUUUUGUAGUUGAAAGGGUUUGAUUUUGUAAGUAAAGCCACUGAGUGAGCUCAGGAUAAAGGAUUUGUGUGCUCUUUCUCAGUCCACUUUUCAUACAGUGUCAUCUGGACAGGAUUUGUCAAAACCUUUUGAAGUAACAUAGACUUUUUGUAUUGUAGACUCAGACAUUGUCAGUGGCUAAAAAAUACAGUAGUUUGAUUAGUUACCGUAGAGAGUUUUAGCGCUGUUUGAUCAUUUCACGAUAGGUUGGCUGCUGUUGGACGCUGACAGUAGCUUGUACAAUUUUAUAUCAGUAUCUUUUGGUAUAGAUUUGCCAGUGAUAUUUGUAGCAUUUUAGGUGUUCAACAGUAUCAAUACGUAGGCUAUGUGUAUUUGGCUUGCUUAUGUGACACUGUGACUGUAACUGUUUUCUAAUGGAUCACUUUCCAUGGUACAAAUCAUGCAAGGUAGUUGUAGUUCAUAAGAACAAUCUUUGACAAGACUAAGAUGGGGGGAUGUUUUGCCCCUUUAUAGGGGUUUUUGAAAGGAUGUUGUGCAAGACCUUUUCUUAUCUUCUGAUCAAAAAGACCUAAUAUUUUUUAGUUGUGUAGCUGUGAACUUUGGAAGGUAAGAGUUGUAACCUACAGGCUUCUGUCCUCGACACAGGCUUGCAUUCUGUCCUUUUUGCCAUGCCUUUACUGAAUACUGAAUGAUGAUUUGUUACUUUCACUGAAGAUUUUCAAAUCAAAGGAUGAUUCUCAAAGACUUAUACCAAUGUCUUAAAGCUACUUUUUUUCAUUAUUUACUGUGUGACUGAUUUGCAACUCAUUUAGCUCUUAGAUGCAUACAUUGAACCUUUGUGGCUAAAAUAUAUUAGUUACAUGUUUGGAGAAAACUUUAAACCAAACCGUUCAACUUUUCUGGAUGAUUUACCUCAAUGAGGUUUUUCUUUCAUAUCUUGUUGUGUAAUUGUGCCAAGUGCUUUACACCCUCUUUGUAUUUCACUGUGAAAUAGGCAGUUUCUUUCACUGCAGCAGUUGCACUUGUUUAUGAACACUGUCUACGGAGGCGUUUAAUAAGAGCUACUUGAUGUUGCUCUUGCUUUCUCAUAAGAAUAGCAAUAGAUCCAUAAUUUUAGAGGAAUGGUUUAGUGGAAAUGAUCAAAUUUACCCAGUUCUCCACUCAGUCUAGAUAUAGUCAAUCAGCCAAAACACGUUGGGUGUCCAGAUUUUGCUUCUGUAGUUUUAAACUGGAGUUACAUGGCUAAUGUUUCUAACCAGCACAAGAAGUCCGUAGACUUGAUACCUGACGGAUACCCACAAUUUCUCUCAAAACGUAUCCAGGAACUGUGCAGACUGGUACGUGUGGUUUAGGACACAGUAUGACUUACUGUGAACUAUUAAAAAUGAGAAAACUUUUAAUUAAAAAAGUUUCGCACUAUUUCUGGUCUCUAAAAUGGUUGCCCCCAGAAUUCAGCUACACUGAAAAGUUUUGUUCAUAUUUGUAGGGUACAGUAAGUCACACUGUGUCCUAAACCGGGGGUUCUCAACCUUUUCCACCCUAAGGCCCACCUGUACUACAAAGAGGCCCACAGGGAUACUGAAAUCAAAAUCGGAAAGAUCAACUGAAAUCAAAAUCCACUUAUGUAUUUAUGGCUUGCAGUGUUGUUACCAUCCCACUACAAAUUACUGACUCCCUCUGAGUUCAGGCCCGUGGACCGCUAGAGGGUACUUCACGGCUCAUUAGUGGUUCAUGAUCCACAGGCUGAGACACCCUGUCAUAAACCACAUUGACAACAUUUUUUCAAAGAUCUAUUUUUACAGAAACAAUUUGGGUGACUGUUGGCUUCAAGUGUUUGUUAGCAGUUUAGCAUUCUUAAAAACUGAGGUGCUUUAGUUAAGAAAAUGGUUCUGUAUAGAACCAUAUGAAUGCUCAAAGAACACUGCUUGAUUAAAGGGUUCAUUGCAUCAUGAAAUUGUUCUUUGGAUUGAUGGAGAAUGUGUUGCAGAUGGGUCAAUGGAAAGGGUUUCAUAAAGCACCAAAAAUGUCAAGCUUGUAACAACAGAUGUAUCUUUUUUUGGUGCCAUAUAGAACCCUUUCCUACAAGGUUCUGUAUAGAACCAUCUGCAGCACAUUCUCCAUCAAUCUGAAGAACCAUUUCAUGACUGAAAGAACCCUUUAAUCAUGCAAAAGGCUCUUUGAGUGCUCAUGAAUCUAUUUUCGGUAGAACCGUUUUCUGAACUAAACAACCAUUGAAGAACCUUCUUUUUUAGGUUUGUGUAAAGAAGCAUAAUUAAUAGACACCAAAUAUGUCUUGGCUAAUCAGUUACAUCUGGCAUAGUGGAAAAUUUUGUAAAUUAGAUAUUUUCCUGAACUAUUCCUUGUUAGACGUUACCACAGCACAAUUUCUGACCUGAAUGUUUCUUUGUCUGUAUGACAACGUACAAGAUACACAGAUGAUUCAGUGGCUCUUAUUAAUCCAUCAAACGAAAGUGUUUAAUUUCUGAAAGCUUUGUUUGAGUGGCUGCAUAUAUUGUUCCAGUCUGACACAUUUCUGAAAGCAUAAGUCAGUUUUAAGGAUGCCAAAAAUACCAGCCCUUCAUUGUGAUGUGAGUCAUUUUAUAUGAAGACAUUGUUUGAUGACAGUGGUGAAGGCACACAGUGAAACACUGGUUCGCCUGUUUGAUAUCGAAUCAGAUAAACCCUUAAGGUGCCUUUUAGCCCAAACUGUAUUUUUGCAUCUGAAGAAGGUUGAGAGAAUUGUGAUUGUGGUUUGCUGCUUAAGGAUGGACAAAUCCUGAAAUUCUAUGAAUAUCAGAAACCAAACUCUGAACAUUUGAAAGAAAAUGCUGGCCUUUAACCAGCUGGUGAUAAAUAGCAUCACUAAAUACUGUCAGCCACUUUAAUCGCAUUAGCAAUAGUAUUUAUAGGCUUUGUGUUUAGUGUGUAUUUAAUUCAUGAGAAUGUUGGACAUUUUACAACAAAAAAGCUUUUUACUCUGCUUUACUUGAUGUGUUCUUGCAUUGUACUGCCUUGUCUUCCCAUGGCCCUGAUCCACUGUGUGCAUAAAUAGUUUCUCUUCAGUGUU
This is a messenger RNA of Pygocentrus nattereri (red-bellied piranha), 5481 nucleotides long. RefSeq names its product base methyltransferase of 25S rRNA 2 homolog (gene samtor). NCBI's taxonomy places the organism in Eukaryota, Metazoa, Chordata, Actinopteri, Characiformes, Serrasalmidae. The record is from RefSeq and is a predicted model, not a curated record. Gene Ontology annotation, biological process: negative regulation of TORC1 signaling. The transcript is spliced from 5 exons. Bases 905 to 1930 code for a protein of 341 amino acids.